AUGCCUCGUCGAUCCGGUGGUGGUAUGCGUUCAUCUUCUCCUUCUCGUGCUCCUCCUCCACCUCCACCCCGUGCUGUUGCACACCCACCUCCAUCUGCACCAGCACCAGUUAUGGCACCACAAGGACGUGGACCUGGUUUAUUUGGUCAAAUGGCUGCCACCGCAGGUGGUGUAGCUAUUGGCUCUGCUGUUGGUCACACAAUCGGUCAUGCUCUUACUGGUGGAUCUCGUGGUUCUGAUCAACCAGCUGUCCAAGAAGCUGGUCCAAAUGCUCAACCACUCUAUCAAGCACCAAAUGAACGAUAUACAGCUGAACGAUGUAAUUUAUAUCAAAAAGAAUUCAUGAAAUGUCUUGAUACAGCUGGUGGAGAUUCGACACAAUGUCAAGGAUUUUGGGAAGCAUUAAAAGAAUGUCAACGUUUCCAAGGUGCUAACGCCCUCUAA
Adineta steineri is the source of this 444-nucleotide messenger RNA. NCBI's taxonomy places the organism in Eukaryota, Metazoa, Rotifera, Eurotatoria, Adinetida, Adinetidae. The record is from the annotation of a GenBank genome assembly.